This is a messenger RNA of Ostrinia nubilalis (European corn borer), 3309 nucleotides long. RefSeq names its product YTH domain-containing family protein 1 (gene Ythdf). The record is from RefSeq and is a predicted model, not a curated record. Gene Ontology annotation, molecular function: N6-methyladenosine-containing RNA reader activity; mRNA binding. Gene Ontology annotation, biological process: mRNA destabilization. Gene Ontology annotation, cellular component: cytoplasm. NCBI's taxonomy places the organism in Eukaryota, Metazoa, Arthropoda, Insecta, Lepidoptera, Crambidae. The transcript is spliced from 6 exons. Bases 189 to 2024 code for a protein of 611 amino acids.
AGCCGCCAUUAAAAAACGUCCAUCCGUUUUGGACUUUCAGUGGGUUUUUAUUUAUUAUAGACAUUUUUAAAUAAUUAGGUGAAUCUCGGACACCUUGGACAUUGUGCAGUGAAACUGAUGUGAUUUAUAAUUUAAGUGUCGUGAGUAAGAACAUAACUGAGUGCUCAAUAUUAUAAAUAUCGUGGCCAAUGUCAGCAGGCGUGUCAGAUCAGCGGAUGAAAGGGCAAGGGAAUCAAGUUAAUAAUGCACCGAAAGAGCAACAGUUAGAGAGUGGCGGAGAUGAGUUGGCUGAGGUGUCAUGGCGUCACCAACAGCAACCCUCGUACGCGCCGCCCAUCUCGUCAGCCGACCCCUACAGCGCGGCAGGUUAUUACGGUACAACAGCACUUCCUUACCAAGCUUUUGGAGUCGGGGAUGGGACAUGGUCCACCAAUGGAACAGACCCGAUGACUUUCCUCGGAGGAUACAAUCCUCACGAUUCUUAUGGAAUGGAUGGUAGUGUAUUCGGACACUCAACAACGCCAUUUUCGACCGCUGCAUUCGGUCAACCCGCAUCCACAUUCAAUUAUUUUCACGGUAACGGUGACUACUCCACUUGGGGUCAAUUAGGUCGCGCUAAGCAAUAUGACGACUACUACAGGAACGAGGGCAUCUACGUGGCCGACGGCAUCAAGGCGGUCGAGGCCGGCGUGCAGGCGCUGGCGCUCGGCGAGCACAAGGACAAGGAGCGCGCGCCCGAGCUCAAGGACGCGGCCGGCGCGCCCAAGAAGAUGACGUGGGCCUCCAUCGCCUCGCAGCCCGCCAAGCCCGCGCCGGCCGCGGCGCCCGGCGGGCUCAAGAAGAAGGGGCCCGGCAUGCCGCCGCCGCCCAUCGUGCCCGGCAAGCACAACAUGGACAUCGGCGCCUGGGACAAGGCCAGCGCCGCGCCCGUGGCCGCCGCGCCGCCGCCGCCGCAGCCGCAGCCGCCCGCCGCGCCGCCCGCGCCCGCGCCCGCGCUGCCCCGCGGCCCGCCGCCCGCGCUGCCGCCGCCCGCGUCCUGGGCGCAGGCGCGGCCGCCGCUGCUGGCGCGCCCGCCGCCGCCGCCCGCCGCCGCGCCGCCGUCCGCGCCGCCCGCGCCACACCCCGUGCUCGACGAGCUGCGCGUCAAGAACGACUACAACCCCAAGGAGUUCGACCUCAGCGCGCCGCUCGCCCGCUUCUUCGUGAUCAAGUCCUACUCGGAGGACGACAUCCACCGCAGCAUCAAGUACGAGAUCUGGUGCAGCACCGAGCACGGCAACAAGCGGCUGGACGCCGCCUUCCGCGAGCGCGAGCGCGAGGGCGGCGCCGUGUACCUGCUGUUCUCCGUCAACGGCAGCGGCCACUUCUGCGGCAUGGCGCGCAUGACCAGCGCCGUCGACUACAACUCCAACUCGAGCGUGUGGUCGCAGGACAAGUGGAAAGGACAGUUCCGCGUGAGGUGGAUCUAUGUUAAGGACGUUCCUAACGUGCAACUUCGUCAUAUCAAAUUAGAAAAUAACGAGAACAAGCCGGUGACGAACUCGCGCGACACCCAGGAGGUGCCGCACGCCAAGGGUCUGCAGGUGUUGCGUAUUAUGCAUAGUUACUGUCACUCUACGUCUAUUUUCGACGACUUCAUUCAUUACGAGCGGCGCCAGGAGGAGGAGGACUCGCGUAAGGUUCCGCACCAUAACAACCAGGACAACAGCCGCGACGACCAGGAGCCGCCGGGGCGGGGCUACCGCAACUACCGUGACUAUCGCGACGGGCGAGACGGCCGCGAGCAUCGGGACGGGCGCGACUCGCGGGACCACCGCGACUCGCGCGACAACCGCGAAGGUCGGGACCCGCGCGACCAGAGGGACGCCCGCGACCCGCGCGAUCACCGCGAUCACCGCGACCACCGUGACGACCGCGACGGCCGGGAUAACCGCGACCACGGCUACCGUGACCGUGACUCUAACUAUAGAUCCCAUCAUAAGGACCGUGACGGUUCGCGUGGCCGCGGGCGUCCUCGCAAUUGAUAUAGACGAUACACGAGGACUGUUGAGGACUAGCUUCUCUCCAUAGACAACUAGUACUGGAGUAACUAAUUGGUACCGUAUUAUAAGGGCAUGUCUAUGUGUCGGGGCAUACAUGAACAGAAUGGAGGAUUUGUCCUUUUCAAACGUAACCGAUGUUACGUUGCAAUCUGAACAAUUUAAAUGUAACAUAGAAUAUUGAUUGUUUUAAACAGUGCGUCAUUAAAAAACUCUCAACAAAUUAAAAUGUGCUAAAUAUUUUGUACUGGAAGAACGUUUUAUUAAACAAACGCCUAGUGAACCGAACAUUAACUAAUAACAACAUUCACCAUGUGCCAGUUUCGUGACACAUGACAUUGAGUGGAAUUGUGGACUUUGUUUCAAAUUUGUGGACUGAAUCAAUGAAAUAUACUAAUUUUUAUAACUAGAAAAUUCUGUGGUGAGAGGAGUUGAUCCUUUUUAGGGACUGGUGAAGUUAUAAAUAACACCAACAUAUUGUGAGUGUUGACUGAGUGUAGUGUUAUUAAAGGUACCGCAGUCAUCAAGUGUUGAAUAUUAUAAAGAAAUGUUAACAAUAUAGUAUGUCAUGGUUGACAAUUUUGUAAUACAUAAAAUGAGAAAAAAUUGUAAUCAAGCAAGGUGUGGAAAUUUUGUAUACAUUUUUUUAUUAUCUGUAAAAGGACAGCUAAAGAUUCUCUCGUGGCAUUGAGUUCUGUUUUAUGCUUUAUGUAUGUAGUACAAUUUUCUUUAAAUAUGUACGUAUUUUUUCAAAGGACUGUUGUUACAUGACUCGCACUAUUAAGGCAAGAUCGAUCUGGAAUGUGAUACUGUUUUUAUUAAUAAAGUACUCUAGUAUUUUAACUCUUGAGGUGGUAACACAAUAAUGUUAUUGAUUCUGGCUACACCAUCAUUGUUGGUCAAAUAAUUUUGGAAUUUUAUCAGUUUCUGUUUUAUUUUUACAGUUUUAAACCAAUAUUAUAUUUUAUGAUAUUUCUUAAUAAACCUGUUCCAGACCGAUCUUUAAUAAUAAUUUUAUCCAAAUUGAAACUGUGCUUCUUUAUGAUGCGAAAAAAUGAUUGAUUUUAUGAUUUUCAUAUAGUUUUAGGUAGAUAUUAAAAUAUUCCUUGUUGAAUUUUUUAAUUGUAUGUACAUAUUUAUACAUUUUAAUAUUUACUACUUUUAAGAGCAACUGCAGUGUGACGAGAGAAAAUUGAUCGAUAAAAUAAAAUAUCAAUUUUACUGUUCAAUAUGUUUGUUACAUUAUAUUAUAUACUGUCUCCCCACCUUA